AUGUACAUAUUGGCUGACACCGUUGACGACGAGCCGGCAUUCCGUGCAUAUGCUCGUGAAACCGUCAACAGACACCGUCAGUUCAAGAUGGCUCCAGAGCUCUGGGGGGCAUUCUUCACAGUAUACGUGAACUUUUUGGAAACCCGUGGUGAACUGACCGAUGACCAGAAAGCUGCAUGGAAACAAAUGGGAGAGAUAUUCGACCAAGAAUGUCAAAGCCAUUUGAGGACUCUCGGACUGCCACAUGUUUGA
Cooperia oncophora is the source of this 252-nucleotide messenger RNA. NCBI's taxonomy places the organism in Eukaryota, Metazoa, Nematoda, Chromadorea, Rhabditida, Trichostrongylidae. The record is from the annotation of a GenBank genome assembly.